Messenger RNA from Python bivittatus (Burmese python), 657 nucleotides. NCBI's taxonomy places the organism in Eukaryota, Metazoa, Chordata, Lepidosauria, Squamata, Pythonidae. The record is from RefSeq and is a predicted model, not a curated record.
AGCCACAAGCAACCUGCUGCCUUUAUAGUUACUCAGCAUCCAUUGCCCAACACUGUAGCUGAUUUCUGGAGACUGGUGUUUGAUUACAACUGUUCUUCUGUUGUGAUGCUGAAUGAAAUGGAUGCUGCCCAACUUUGUAUGCAGUACUGGCCAGAGAAGACAUCUUGUUGUUAUGGGCCAAUCCAAGUGGAAUUUGUUUCCGCUGACAUAGAUGAGGAUAUUAUUAAUCGGAUAUUCCGGAUCUGCAACAUGGCAAGGCCACAAGAUGGAUACCGUAUUGUUCAGCACUUGCAGUAUAUUGGCUGGCCAGCAUAUAGAGACACUCCUCCUUCCAAGCGCUCUCUCCUGAAGGUGGUCAGGCGGUUGGAAAAGUGGCAGGAGCAAUAUGAUGGGCGAGAUGGACGGACCGUGGUCCAUUGCCUGAAUGGCGGUGGCCGCAGUGGCACCUUUUGUGCCAUAUGUAGUGUUUGUGAAAUGAUCCAGCAGCAGAAUAUCAUUGAUGUAUUUCACAUAGUGAAAACCUUACGGAACAACAAGUCCAACAUGGUGGAGUCAUUGGAACAAUAUAAAUUUGCAUAUGAGGUUGCACUGGAAUACUUAAGUGCGUUUUAGCUCAUCAGGGCAGGGAGCUAAAAGAUUCCUAAAGCCUUUGAAGGA